AAGUCAAAACACUUGAGACACUUGACAGUUGACGAACUUCUCUUAUUGACAAUGGCAAAUCAAGUUAUGGGAGGAUGGACCGGGACACAGGAAGCUACUGAGGACACUCAGAAGAUUUGUGAAGCGGUGAAGGAUCAAGUGGAGAAACAAACCAAACAAAAGUAUGUGGUGUACAAAGCAGUGAAAUACCGGGCACAACUUGUGGCAGGACAAAACCUCACCAUAAAGGUCUUUGCUGGAGAGGAGGACUACAUUCAUCUGAGUGUCUUCCAACAACUUCCUUGUAAUGGAGGAAAGGUUGAGCUGCACAACGUUGAAGUGGGAAAAACCAAAGACGACCCCCUCGGCACUUUUUAACGUAGACAUGACCUUUUUCAACAGUGUAAUACUUAAAGGCAGCAGUCUGAUAUUAAAAUGCUCUUCUUCUUUAUCCUGAAAUUAUUAAAGAAUGAUUUUGAAUCAGAUACACAGAGAUACAGAUAUUUGGUGUUGGGUAGCAGCAAGUUGAACUCAUUUCCUUUUUAAAUACAUAAUAAAGAAAGCAUUACAAAUCUCAAAA
This is a messenger RNA of Gymnodraco acuticeps, 559 nucleotides long. RefSeq names its product cystatin-B-like. Gene Ontology annotation, molecular function: cysteine-type endopeptidase inhibitor activity. Gene Ontology annotation, cellular component: cytosol. Bases 52 to 357 code for a protein of 101 amino acids. The transcript is spliced from 3 exons. Lineage: Eukaryota; Metazoa; Chordata; Actinopteri; Perciformes; Bathydraconidae. The record is from RefSeq and is a predicted model, not a curated record.